AUGGCAGACUCGUUUGUUGACCCAAUCAUAGAUAAGAUCUUCAAAGCUUGCUCUGUUUACCUUCAAGAUCAAUAUAGAUGGCAGACGGGCAUGAAGAAGGAGCUCGAAAGGCUGCAACAAAACUACCCCAAGGUCCAAGCUGUCGUCUCUGCUUCCACCCAAGCACAGGUCAGACAUCGAAUCCCAGCGCUCAACAGCUGGAUCUGGCAGCUACGAGAUGCUAUCGAUGAGGCAGAUGAUGUUCUGGAUGACUUUGAGUACGAGAAGCUUGAAGAACGGCUUACCAGAAACAAGAAGCAGCAAAAGGUACGUUCCGCCAUGAGCUCUUUAAAGAAAAUUGGCAAACGUGCUCUCAAGACGGAUCCCAAUUUGAAGAGACUGGAGAAGGUUGUGAAGAAACUUGAUAAAGUUUCAGUUGAGGUCACUACUUUCCUUCAUCUCAUCGAAAACAUAAGAUCGUGA
Molecule: messenger RNA, 462 nt
Organism: Phalaenopsis equestris
Lineage: Eukaryota; Viridiplantae; Streptophyta; Magnoliopsida; Asparagales; Orchidaceae
Exons: 2
Coding region: 1-462 (153 amino acids)
Source: RefSeq, a predicted model, not a curated record